Molecule: messenger RNA, 1636 nt
Organism: Effrenium voratum
Lineage: Eukaryota; Dinophyceae; Suessiales; Symbiodiniaceae
Source: the annotation of a GenBank genome assembly
CAGGAGGCUUUGCAGGCCGUGCUGCGCUGCACCGCCAGCGAGGCAGCGGCCGGGGCGUUGCGCCGGCUGUUUGGGGCCUUGGUGAAACCCGCAGGCCUGCGCGACUGCCUGCGCGACUGGGCCCGUGCAUUGGGGAGCCCGGAAACUGCGGAGGCCAAGGUCUUUGCCAGCCUCAAAGAGCUGGUGCCCCUUUUCCAGCGGUGCCUGGACGCGAAAAGAAGCUCCGAAGCGACACUUCUGGUGCAGGAGCUGUCAUGUCUGGCGUCAAAGCCCUCACCGGCGCAAAUCCGCGGCCAAUGGCGGUUGUUGAGGACGUCCUUGAUCACCAUGACACACAUGCUCUGCGAGCUGCGUGCGAGGUACAAGGAGGCUGCAUUCCAGGAGCAGUACCGCCAGACCAGCGGGGAUCGAAGGCCGCUCUUUGUCCUGACGGUGCAGAGCCAGAUUUUGCCCAAGUACGGCUUCAGCGGCGACGUGAAAGGGGUGGCCAACAUGAAGAUGGAGGUGGGCCUGCAGAGCCGGGAGGACAAGGUGGUGUGGAAGCUCAUGGUGGACAUCCACAAGCUGCUGGACUUGCCUGACUCCGCCGCGGAUCGGACCCUGACGCUGGAGUUCGGCUCUGCUGCUCAGGUGGAGCGGGAGGUGGCGGCGGUGUUCCCUCAGGCGCAGCUCCAGCUCAGCACCUUGGAGAAGCUCGUGGGGGCGCGCCUGGGGAAGCCUCAGCAGCCCCCAGGCCUCGAGCUGCUCGGCGCGCGCCUCGCCGACGCGGCCCUUCUGCCGCCGCUGAGCGCCGCGGCGAUUGCGGCCUUCGGGGCGGCCAAUCGUGAGGCAUAUGUCUUGAUGACCGGCGCGCGCAGAAGGUUCAUGCUGGACGCCGUGACUCAAGCACGGGGAGUAACGGAGACGCGCAAAGCGCUGGAGCGCGCCGCGGCGAUGCGCUUGGACCACCAGGCGGUUGCAGCCAAGCGCGAGGCCCUAGAUCUAGUGGAGCGAGAGCUGCCGCGGUGCUUGCAGCAACCCGAGGUGGACGCAGCCCCGCUGCUGCGGAGCUGGCAACGUGACCGGGACAUCGAAGCCACCGAGGGCUCGGGGGCCACGGCGCUGUUCCUGGCGGCGGGGGAGGGCCAUGUGGCGCUGCUGGACGCGCUGCUGAUGCUCCGCGCGCGCGGGGAACGGCUGGACGAGCUGGGCCGCAGCGCAGCCCACUGGGCGGCCCUGCGGGCGCAGGGGCCCUGCCUUGCGCUGCUGGCGCGACACCUUGACCUUGACGCGCCGGAUAUUCACGGACGGACUCCACGUGCGAUUGCCAAGAUGAAUGGCCUGGUGAUUCCAAGCUAGAAGGACUUGCACGGUUGCCAACUGGCGUACCUGAAGUGUACCUCCAGCAAGACUUCGUGGCCUCGAAGCACGUCUCCUUGAAGCUGAACUGGGCCUUCCAAGGCCCCCGCGGUGCGAGACCGGCGCGACCUGCAGGAUGGUCCUGCGCGAGGCCUGACUACUGACCCUAGCGUCUGCCGGACUCGAAAGCAGAAAGCAGCUGAUGGCCAGCUCCGCCAGCGCAACGCCGCCAAAAGCCAGCGAGAUAGAAAGUGAUCUCGGCGAGCGCUGCUUGUAGCGUUCUUGCUGUUGGGUGUGC